Molecule: messenger RNA, 5462 nt
Organism: Corapipo altera (White-ruffed manakin)
Lineage: Eukaryota; Metazoa; Chordata; Aves; Passeriformes; Pipridae
Gene: EMSY
Product: EMSY, BRCA2 interacting transcriptional repressor
Exons: 21
Coding region: 158-4009 (1283 amino acids)
Biological process (GO): regulation of DNA-templated transcription
Cellular component (GO): nucleoplasm
Source: RefSeq, a predicted model, not a curated record
UUGGCUCGGGGAAGCGCCGCCGCCGCCGCCACCAAACAAACCGGAGCGCGGCCCCGGGAACGGGAGCGCGGGGUCCUGCCGCCGCCGCGCCUCCCAUGAGCCGGGCACGGCCGGCCAGCGAGGCUGAGCUGUGUGGGAGCACGGACGCGAGGGAAGGAUGCCUGUGGUGUGGCCGACCCUGCUGGACCUCAGCAGGGAUGAGUGCAAGAGGAUCCUGCGCAAACUGGAGCUGGAGGCCUAUGCAGGUGUCAUCAGUGCCUUACGAGCGCAGGGAGACCUCACCAAGGAGAAGAAGGAUCUUCUGGGAGAACUCUCCAAAGUGCUUAGCAUUUCCACGGAGCGACACCGCGCCGAGGUUCGGCGGGCGGUGAACGAUGAACGGCUGACCACCAUUGCACACAACAUGUCUGGACCCAACAGCUCCUCAGAGUGGUCCAUCGAGGGCCGUCGCCUGGUGCCGCUGAUGCCGCGGCUGGUGCCGCAGACGGCCUUCACCGUCACCGCCAACGCCGUGGCCAACGCCGCCGUGCAGCACAACUCCUCCCUCCCCCUGCCUGCAGACACCGGCAGCAAGGAAGUGGUGGUUUGCUUUUCCUACACAAGUAGCACUUCAGCCCCAACCUCCACCCCAGUUCCAAGUGGCAGUGUAGCAGCAGUGAAGUCCCCCAGGCCCGCCAGCCCAGCCUCCAGUGUAGUCAUCUUGCCAAGUGGAAGUGCUGUGUACGUCAAAAGUGUCAGCUGCUCGGACGACGAUGAGAAGCCCCGCAAAAGGCGGCGAACAAAUUCCUCCAGCUCUUCCCCCGUGCUCCUGAAAGAAGUCCCGAAGGCAGUGACUCCUGUCACCAAAACUAUCACGGUGCCUGUAAGUGGCAGCCCCAAAAUGAGUAACAUAAUGCAGAGCAUUGCCAACUCCCUGCCACCACACAUGUCGCCUGUGAAAAUAACCUUCACGAAGCCCUCGACGCAGACGACAAACACCACAACACAGAAGGUGAUAAUAGUAACCACCUCUCCAAGCUCGACUUUUGUACCCAACAUCCUGUCCAAGUCCCACAACUAUGCAGCAGUCACCAAGCUGGUCCCCACGUCGGUGAUCGCCUCCACGACGCAGAAGCCGCCGGUGGUGAUCACGGCGGCCCAGCCCUCGGUGGGCAGCAGCAGCAGCAGCAGCUGCCCCGCUGCCCCCUGCACUGCCAGCACCAUUGCUGUCACUGCUGUCGUGUCCUCCACGCCCUCCGUGGUCAUGUCCACCGUGGCACAAGGUGUGUCCACAUCAGCCAUCAAGGUGGCCUCCAGCAGGCUGCCCUCCCCGAAGGCUCUGGUGGGCAGCCCCUCGCAGCUCCUGGCGCAGUUCCCCAAGCAGCACCAGCAGCCUCCCAAGCAGCAGCUGCACCAGGUCCCGCCGGCCCAGCAGCAGCAGCAGCAGCUGGUGCCCUCCUCGGGGGCCCAGCAGCAGCCCCAGCAGGCCCAGCUGCCCCCUGGCAUCAAGCCCACCAUUCAGAUCAAGCAGGAAUCAGGUGUUAAAAUAAUCACUCAACAGGUGCAGCCCAGUAAAAUCCUUCCCAAACCAGUUACAGCGACCUUGCCCAGCAGUAGCAAUUCACCCAUUAUGGUGGUUAGCAGUAAUGGGACUAUCAUGACAACUAAACUGGGCACUACUCCCACUGGCGCUCCAGCGACGUACACCCGGCCCACGGUGAGCCCGUCCCUGGGGGCUCGCAUGGCUGGCACCCCAGGGGCUGCCACCUACGUCAAAACCACCAGUGGCAGCAUCAUCACCGUGGUCCCAAAGUCCCUGGCCACUCUGGGAGGGAAGAUUAUCAGCAGUAACAUUGUCUCUGGAACUACAACCAAAAUCACCACAAUUCCAAUGACAUCCAAACCCAAUGUGAUUGUUGUGCAAAAGACUACUGGGAAAGGAACUACAAUCCAAGGGCUUCCAGGCAAGAACGUUGUCACGACGCUGCUGAACGCUGGGGGGGAGAAAACUAUUCAGGCAGUGCCAGCAGGAGCAAAACCUGCUAUCAUCACUGCCACAAGACCCAUCACAAAAAUGAUUGUUACACAGCCCAAAGGAAUAGGGUCCACGGUCCAGCCAGCCACCAAAAUCAUCCCAACUAAAAUUGUUUAUGGGCAGCAAGGGAAAACGCAGGUCCUGAUCAAGCCAAAGCCAGUGACGUUCCAGGCCACAGUGGUGAGUGAGCAGACCAGGCAGCUGGUGACAGAGACGUUGCAGCAGGCAUCCAGGGUGGCAGAGACAGGAACCCCAGCUCUGCCAGAGGUGAAGGAGGAACCACAGACCUACACCGACAGCAGCUCCUCGUCCACAGAGUCCUCCCAGAGCUCUCAAGAUUCUCAGCCUGUGGUCCAUGUGAUUGCUUCGAGAAGUCAAGACUGGUCAGAACAUGAAAUUGCUGUGGACACAAGCCCUACAAUAAUUUACCAGGAUGUAUCCAGUGAAUCUCAGUCAGCUACUUCCACAAUAAAAGCUUUGCUGGAACUUCAGCAGACAACAGCAGUGAAGGAGAAGUUGGAAUCGAAGCCAAGGCAGCCCACCAUUGACCUGAGCCAGAUGGCUGUUCCAAUCCAGAUGACUCAAGAAAAGAGGCAUUCCCCAGAAAGUCCUUCAAUUGCUGUUGUAGAGUCAGAAUUAGUGGCUGAAUAUAUCACAACUGACUCAGGAAGACAACACUGUAUUGGUUCACAUUCGGAAGAAUAUCUACACAACCAUAUAGUGAGCCAUCGGCAGCCCCCGGCGCCGGCGCAGCCCCCGCGGACCCUCCUGCAGCACGUGGCGCAGUCGCAGACGGCAACGCAGACCUCUGUGGUGGUGAAAUCCAUCCCCGCCUCCUCCACGGGCGCCAUCACCCACAUCAUGCAGCAGGCCUUAAGCAGUCACACUGCAUUUACGAAACACAGUGAACAACUUGGGACCGAGGAGGGAGAAGUGGAAGAGAUGGACACCUUAGAUCCUCAGACUGGCCUGUUUUACAGAUCUGCCCUGACACAGUCACAGGCACAAAAGCAGCAAAAACUGAGUCAGCCACAGCUGGAACAGACUCAACUGCAAGUGAAAACUCUGCAGUGCUUCCAGACCAAGCAGAAGCAGACAAUCCACCUGCAGGCCGACCAGAUCCAGCACAAACUCCCGCAAAUGCCCCAGCUUUCCAUAAGGCAUCAAAAGCUAACCCCCCUGCAGCAGGAGCAAGCACAGAGCAAACCAGAUGCACAGCACCCCCCCCACCACAUGAUGGCCAAAGAGAGGCAACUCCCCACCUUAGUGGCACAGCCACAGCAAACUGUAGUGCAGGUGCUGGCAGUAAAAACCACGCAGCAGCUGCCCAAACUGCAGCAGGCACCAACGGCACAAAAAAUCUACGUGCAACCCCAGCCCCCCCCGAGCCCAGUGCAGCUCCCUGCCUCUUCAGACAAGCAGCCAGCGAGCCAGGCACCCCCGGAGGCAGCAGUAGCAGAUAUUUUGAGAGUGUCUGUGGUGGAAGCUCACACUGAUGCAAACAUAGAGCACACGGUAGUGGAUCCCCCAGACCAGGCCACGUCCACUAGUAAAGUCUCUAGUGAAGCAGAGUCGUCACCUUGUCCCCAGGUGCCUCGGGUGGCUGCUCUAGGGACGACGGCAACAACCUCCACCCCCCAGCAACAGCCCCGGACAGAGCCCAGCCCAGCCCCUCCUGCUGCUGCUGCUGCUGCUGCUCCCGCCGAGGCACAGGGAGUGCCCCCAACAAACCAGUUUGUGCACAUUCAGAACCUCUCCCAGAAGAAGGCUGAAGAGAGCUCCUCAGAGGUCGUCGUCCAGACUAUCCCUCACUAUUCCAUCCCUUGUCACUCCAGCUCCAACGUGGUGGUGGAACCCAGCGGGCUCCUGGAGCUCAACAACUUCACCAGUCAGCGCCUGGAUGAUGAGGAGACGGCGAUGGAGCAGGAUGGGGACAGUGGCCCCGAGGAUGGCCCCGAGCCCAGCCCCUCCCGGAGCUCUGCUGAGCAAUCCUGAGCAACUGGGACGCUGGAGUGCACUUUAGAAUGUCUUGGGAUUCUGAGGAUCCGAGAUGCCCUCGUGUUGUGAUGUCCUGGAGCACUUUGCCCCGUUAGAGUUGUUCGUUGGACCCUCGGAGCAUCGGUGUGUUUUAACAAGACGGCGUCGCAGAACCCGCGUCUUCAAAACUGUUUCCAAAAGAAAAAAAAAAAAGAGAAGAAAAGAUGUAGUUCCCAAGAUUUAGUGAAGCUGUGACAGUGGAAUGUACUCCUGCUCAAACACCAGACUGCAGCAAACUCUGCAGCUCGUGCUCUGGAAGCCCCUGCCCAGAUAUUCAAACAGCUCCCGGUGAAAAGGGGUCGUCGCUUUGCCGGGUCCUUCCCUUGAGAAAAACACCAUCCAAAAAAAAAAAAAAAGAGAGAGAACAUGUAAUAAAUGCUUGUAUUUUCAAACAGCAUGUGGGAGAAGAAGUGUCUCUGACAGUGCUGGAAUUUUGGAAUUGGUCAGCUUUCUUGCUCACUUAGAGAUAAGAUUUGGUGGGGUUUUUUUCAUAAGACUAAAAAUAUAUUUUUUUUAAAUUCUUGUUGGUGAAUGUUUGGAAAUAAGCAAAAUCACUAACUGACAGAAAAGUGGAUUUGCUGGUGGAUUUUGUUUUCAUGCUUUACAAGAAGUAGGGAGAUGGUAUAUGAGGCAUUUCUUUUGCCAUAAGUGCACAAAAUGCUCAUCUACUCCAGUUAAUCUUUGAUUAUUUAUUAAAGUGAGGCCAAGUUGUUGAAGAAGUUCCUGUGAAACAGGCAGUUGUGUUAAUUCUGAUACAAACUGAGUUGGGGGGGUGUCUUUUGCUAUAAAUCAGUUUUUCAAAAUUGGGGAUAAGUGGUUCAACGUCUUUCCAAGUUGAACUUGUGAAUUUAGAAGUGAUGUAAGGCUUUUAAAAAUCUGUAUUUUACUCUUACAUGCUGUUCUUAAAGUUGACCGUUUGGGGAGUUUAAAAGCUUAAAUGGGCAUAGAGGGGCAGGUUUCCAAAAUGAGCCUUAUGCCUUGGCUUGUUGAAGCAAUACAUUGGGGUUUGUGAUAGUUCCAGGUCAUGGAGACAGGUUUGGGUUCAGAGGGGAGGAGAGAACCAGUUUUAAUACCAGUUUUAAUACAUUCUGGUAAUCAAGACUUUUUUUUUUUUUUUUUUCCCAAAUGUGUAUAAAACCACGUUUUUAACUGUUUUGUAUAGAUUUCAUUAUAAAUAACUGAGCGUUUUCCGACUUUGCCAUAUCAUUUCAUUGUACAUACAUCUGGAAGCCUAACUGCCCACGGUUUGGUGCUCAAGUACUACUGUAAGUAGAUCUCAUCCAAAGUCUAAUACAGCUCUUUGCCUCAGUCUUUUUUUUUUUUAAGCUGUGAUUUUGCUGUUGAUAUUGUAGUAAAGGUUAAAUUCCAACUGGAGUAACUCAAACGAAAAAAAUACAAACCCUAAACCCCA